AUAAUAAUAAUAAUAAUCUAAUGACAUAUAUGUGAUAGUCAAGGAAUAUAUGGGCACUCACAGCUUUUUAGCCCUGUGAAAACAUGGCUGCUAAGGUGGUUCUCUCUUCUUCUCUCAACACCCACUUUCCCGUCCCAUCCAAGCCAUCAUCGUUCUCUUCUGUGGUUUUCACUCUCAGUUCACCAAAGAAAAGGGUUCAUCAUUUCAAAAUCCAUGCAAAUUUAGGAGAGGGGGAUGGAGAACUCAAGCCGAAAGGGAAGAAGAAAUUUAUAACCAGAGAACAAGAACCAGAACAGUAUUGGCAGAGUGCAGGGGAAAGGGAAGGAGAGAAUCCCAUGAAGACACCUCUUCCUUACAUCAUUAUAUUUGGCAUGUCAACUCCCUUUGUGAUCUUAGCCAUUGCUUUUGCUAAUGGCUGGAUUAAGGUUCCUGUAAGGUGAGAGUCAGAGCAGCAAGCAGACUACUGACAUGGUUGUUCGGUUUGAUUCAGUUUAUUUAUACUUCCCAAUCCUUAAGAGUCCUCAGAUAUGUACUUUGUUUGUAAACCACAUUUUGAGUAUUCAUACUGUAACUGCAGUUCACAAUGAGAACUAGACGAUGGGUUUUUCUUGUAA
Molecule: messenger RNA, 614 nt
Organism: Populus trichocarpa (black cottonwood)
Lineage: Eukaryota; Viridiplantae; Streptophyta; Magnoliopsida; Malpighiales; Salicaceae
Exons: 3
Coding region: 84-440 (118 amino acids)
Cellular component (GO): chloroplast
Source: RefSeq, a predicted model, not a curated record